Hyposmocoma kahamanoa is the source of this 1560-nucleotide messenger RNA. RefSeq lists its product as uncharacterized. Gene Ontology annotation, molecular function: lipid binding. The record is from RefSeq and is a predicted model, not a curated record. The transcript has 8 exons. NCBI's taxonomy places the organism in Eukaryota, Metazoa, Arthropoda, Insecta, Lepidoptera, Cosmopterigidae. Bases 79 to 1560 code for a protein of 493 amino acids.
CCGUUAAUAUCUCAUAGAUAUUUCUCGAUUAAAUGGAUCGAUAUAUUGAAUAAGAAUAGUACCCUUAACAUUAAUGUUAUGACUAUGUCGAAUAUGAAUUUCCGUGUUUUAGUUAGAGAUUUGGUUAUUUCAAAACUUUGUAAUGCUUGGGCGCGAAGUUUUGUUGUUAAUUCAAUGACAAAGAGGUGUCGAAGAGACCGUACAGUUCGGGAUGUGUGGCAUAGGUUUCGUCAAGCUGUUUUGAGGCCCAAACACGCGUUGUUAUUUACGACGGUGAGCGCCGCUUAUAAAAACAAUGAAGAAAAACCCGGCAUGCCUACACACUGCUCUAAAGAUAUAUCGGAUGCUGAAAUGCAGGCACUAAUCGCAGACAUCGAGAGCAUGGAGGAGCUGGCCAAGGCAACUCUCUUUUGCAUCGGGUGUGCUAAGAGAGUUGUCAUUGAUUCAAGACACUCCGGAGUGAGAUAUUGCAACUGCGAAAACGCCCAACCGCCGGUACGGUCUUACGACGGCUGGGAGCCUUACAUGGAGGCCGAGGAUGUCAUCAUAUGGCGCAAGGAAUACAAACCUGGGGGACUGUAUGCUUAUAAAGUAUAUGGCCGCUAUAAACAUAUAAAAGCCGAAGACUUCGCAGCCAUACAAGUCGACGGUGCUUACCGCAAGGUGUGGGACUCUGCGGUGGCUUCGCUUUCUGUCGUGGAGAGGACUGCCAAUGGUAUGGCUGGACAGGAUGUGUUGCAUUGGGAAGUGUUGUGGCCGAGAUUGUUCGCGAACCGUGACUAUGUAUAUAUACGUCGGCACAAAGAAUACGCCUUGAAAGAUUCGUGCAUGGCACAUAAGGAAGCGAUAUUCGAGGACGAGUCGUGCGGGCCUAUCACUGGCGCUGUUCCAGUACCUGUUGCUGCCGAAAAUCCAUGCGAAUAUCAAUGCGAACGUGAAUGCGUCCACUCCCCGGCGAAACGGAAAUCGCAGGAAGCAGAACGGAAGUUCCUAGAAGCAGAGCGGAAGUACCAAGAAGCAGAGCGGAAGUCCCAAGAAGCAGAGCGCAAGUACCAAGAAGCAGAACGGAAAACCCAAGAAGCAGAGCGGAAGUUCCUAGAAGCAGAGCGGAAGUCACAAGAAGUAGUCGGGAAAUUGGACCCAGCACAGCGGCAACGGUCACAAGCGCAAGCGAAAGCGAGUGAAGAGCCAAAGCGACCAAAUCAACCAAAUGAACAUGAGAACAGGGUCUAUGUUAUUGUUUCGAGGAGCUGUAAACAUCCACAGGUGCCGUCAAUGGGCAGUGCUAUCCGAGUGUCCGAGUAUUGGAGCCACAUGGUGAUCAAAACCCUCGACGGCCCGAACAAGAACGGCAUGGAGUUUGUACUGACGUACUACGACGAACCUGCAGUGGGUGGCCUCCCCACCGCUGUCAUGUCGUGGGCGAUGGGUCGCGCCGGGCCAGCCUUCCUCGACCGCAUGAGGAAAGCCGCCAUGGAGUACCAGGCCUGGAAGAAAAAAGCACAAGAUGAGGUGAGUUCCACCAUCACAACUUGGCCUUUUUACGGCAAGAGUGAGUAG